GUUCACCACCCAGGUAUGUAGAGCUCUUCAAGAUUCAAAUUUUAAGUGAGAAAAUUUAUUUGAUCAUAGAAGAAUUAGAAAGCAGACCAAUGCAAGUUUGAGGUCUUAAUUGUCAAUAUCAGAGUAGGUUUAGCAUACUUGAAGCUGACCUUAUGAAGUCACGAACAGAAUGAAUGAAGCUUAAAUAAAGAAAUUGAUAAACUUCAGAAAAUGCUCUCCAUCAAUGCGAAGAGCAUUAACGAUACUUCAUCAACUGCUCUUUUGCCAAGCGAGUUUAAGGAGCUUUGGAAGGAGCUAACCACUGAGAAGAUAAUCGAUGCCUUUGCUAACUUUUACGAUGAUCAACAUCUCUACAUUAUGUUGAUUCAAACUACUUUCUACAUUUGUCAGUUGGAAAUACAAAAUUCUAUUCAUGCUAAAAAUGAUGAGAUUUUAUCAAUUUUGAAUAUUCAAAAUGAUAAUGAUAAACGAUCAAUCACAAAUAAAAUUGGCAGGAUACUCCAGACUUACUCUAAGUAUAUAUUCCAAUAUGAUGAUUGCUUCCUAGCAAGGAUCAAAAAGCAUUUAAUGGAGGUCCUUCAAUCAAAAUUCAAAUCACUUCUUCCUUCUCAAGAAUUCUGAAAGUUGUUCACAAACGGAAACGAGGACAGUCCUUCAUCCAAUCUUGAAAAGAUGAUCGAAGCUGAGGAGUUUGAAGAUUGCAUCAAGAUACUUUAUUCUUUGUGACUUAAUAUGGAGCUUAGCGAUCCUCCUAUCACUAUUGAACUCAUGAGCUUCAUCGAUCAGCAAGAGAAUAGUUAUUGUUAAUG
Moneuplotes crassus is the source of this 809-nucleotide messenger RNA. Lineage: Eukaryota; Ciliophora; Spirotrichea; Euplotida; Euplotidae. The record is from the annotation of a GenBank genome assembly.